UUAGUUACAAUAUUUUUGGGAAAUGAAUUUGCAAUAAGACAAAUUUCAAAUCAAGUUGCUUCUCUAUACUACAAAAGUCGUUUAGAAUCUUAAGCAGAUGCAAAAGAAAUAAAGCAAAUGGGGAGAAAAAAAAGACCGAUAAAGUUUCUGGCUACAAUACAAGAGACAUAUCAUUACCAUAUGAUCUAAUGUGGGUGUCAGCCGGAUUGUGUUCAUUGAGGGAAACCUUAUUUUUUAACUGUGCUAUGGAGUAGAAGCAGGAGAUUUUCAACCUAGUGACAGUCACAGAGCAGCACCUAUCCCCUCCUCCUUUCCACACCUGCAAACUCUUUUGCUUGGGCUGAAUAUUUAGUGUAAUUACAUCUCAGCUUUGAGGGCUCCUGUGGCAAAUCCCCGGAUUAAAAGACUGAUAGAGUAAAUUGUAUUCUUAAUAAAAUGACAGUCAAUUGAGUCAUGUGUGUGCAAAAUAUUGUGCAAGGCCCGGUACAGAACAAGGGAUAAUAAGACACGCCCUGAAGCAGUACAUCGUCUUGUGGGGGGGGGCAGUCCAAGCACGCACAACAAAUUGCAAUAUAAUGUGAUAAGUUCUUUAAAAGAGGUAAGAGCAACCGUGCUUUGGGAGCAGAGAAGAGGGAGGAAGCAGCAUCCUGCCUGCAUGAGCCAGGGAUCACAGAAGGGAAGCUCACUAUCUCAUUUAACCUCCACAGCACUCCUGCAAGGCUCUCUGGUUGUGAAAAUACAUGAGAUAAAUCAUGAAGACUAUCAUCAUCUUCCUCCUGCUUGCACAAGUUUCCUGGGCCGGACCAUUUCAACAGAGAGGCUUAUUUGACUUUAUGCUAGAAGAUGAAGCUUCUGGGAUUGGCCCAGAGGAGCGUGUUCCUGAUAUUCCUGAGAUCCUAGAGCCCCUGGGACCAGUGUGUCCCUUCCGCUGUCAAUGCCACCUCCGAGUUGUCCAGUGCUCUGAUCUGGGCCUGGACAAAGUGCCAAAGGACCUUCCUCCUGACACAACGCUGCUGGACCUGCAAAACAACAAAAUAACUGAAAUCAAAGACGAGGACUUUAAGAACCUGAAGAACCUUCAUGCAUUGAUCCUUGUCAACAACAAAAUUAGCAAAGUUAGCCCUGGAGCAUUCACCCCUCUGGUGAAGUUGGAACGACUUUAUCUGUCCAAGAAUCAGCUGAAGGAAUUACCGGAAAAAAUGCCCAAAACUCUUCAGGAGCUGCGUGCCCAUGAGAAUGAGAUCACCAAAGUGCGAAAAUCUGCAUUCAAUGGACUGAACCAGAUGAUUGUCAUAGAGCUGGGUACCAACCCGCUGAGGAGCUCAGGAAUUGAAAAUGGAGCCUUCCAGGGAAUGAAGAAGCUCUCCUACAUCCGCAUUGCUGAUACCAGUAUCACCAGCAUCCCUCAAGGUCUUCCUCCUUCCCUGACUGAAUUACAUCUUGAUGGCAAUAAAAUCAGCAGAGUGGAUGCAGCUAGCCUGAAAGGACUGAACAAUUUGGCUAAGUUGGGAUUGAGUUUCAACAGCAUUUCCACUGUCGACAAUGGCUCUCUGGCCAACAUACCUCAUUUGAGGGAACUUCACUUGGACAACAACAAGCUUAUCAGAGUACCUGGAGGGCUGGCAGAACAUAAGUACAUCCAGGUUGUCUACCUUCAUAACAACAAUAUCUCUGCAGUUGGAUCAAAUGACUUCUGCCCACCUGGGUACAACACCAAAAAGGCUUCGUAUUCGGGUGUGAGUCUCUUUAGCAACCCGGUGCAGUACUGGGAGAUCCAACCCUCUACCUUCCGAUGUGUCUAUGUGCGCUCUGCCAUUCAGCUCGGAAACUAUAAGUAAUUCUCAAGAAAGCCCUCAUUUUUAUAACCUGGCAAAAUCUCGUUAAUGUCAUUGCUAAAAAUAAAUAAAUAAAUAAAAGCUAGAUACUGGAAACCUAACUGCAAUGUGGAUUUUUACCCACAUGACUUAUUAUGCAUAAAGCCAAACUUCCAGUCUAAAUAAUUGCCUACAAUAAAGAAAGCAUUUUGCCUGCCAUGUUCAGAAUUCUUUUUUAAAUCUUUCUGUUGAUGUUAGCUGAGCUACUAGAGAUGUUCUUAUUUCACAAAAUGUAAAAUUUGGAGUAAAAAUAUAUGUCACCUUUAGUAAAGCUUUUCUUUUUGUCAGUUCCAGAAAAAAUAAUCAAAUAAAAAGAGUACCAGUCUUCUGUAAUUCAUUGAGCAGUUAGCUCCUUUGCCGUAAACACUAGCUCUGUAUUAAUUCCCAUUAUUACUGGUAAAGCCUCAUUUGAAUGUGUGAAUUCAAUACAGGCUAUGUAAAAUUUUUACUAAUGUCAUUAUUUUGAAAAAAUAAAUUAAAAAAUACAUUCAAAA
This is a messenger RNA of Carlito syrichta (Philippine tarsier), 2368 nucleotides long. RefSeq names its product decorin (gene DCN). Bases 753 to 1838 code for a protein of 361 amino acids. NCBI's taxonomy places the organism in Eukaryota, Metazoa, Chordata, Mammalia, Primates, Tarsiidae. Gene Ontology annotation, molecular function: protein binding. The transcript has 9 exons. The record is from RefSeq and is a predicted model, not a curated record.